AUGAUGGACAAUAGAAGCUACUCUAACAUGCCAGACAAACUGCCUGUCUUCACUGAUUCCUCCCACUUGCCACUGACCAGGUCCUUUUAUCUGGACCCCAUGGUCACGUUCCACCUCUACCCAGAGGGCCCAGUGCCAUCCCCUUACUCGGAAAACUUGCCAUUGCUGCCUUUUUCCAGUGACUCCCUGAUUGUGGAAGACUAUGGUGAACCCUGCGCCUUCUCCUUCCCAGUGCCUUAUCCAAAUUACAGAAGGUGCGAAUAUUCCUACGGGCCAGCCUUUAUCCGGAAAAGGAAUGAGCGGGAAAGGCAGCGGGUGAAAUGUGUCAAUGAAGGCUAUGCCCAGCUCCGACAUCAUCUGCCAGAGGAGUACUUGGAGAAACGCCUCAGCAAAGUGGAAACCCUCAGAGCUGCCAUCAAGUACAUUAAUUAUCUCCAGUCCCUGCUGUACCCUGAUGAGGCUGAGACCAAGAAUAGCCCCAGGAAAGGUUCCUCCAUAAUGGCAACCACCACCCGCCACUCCGACUCCAUUUUUAGAAUCAUUUGA
Molecule: messenger RNA, 546 nt
Organism: Capra hircus (goat)
Lineage: Eukaryota; Metazoa; Chordata; Mammalia; Artiodactyla; Bovidae
Gene: ASCL3
Product: achaete-scute family bHLH transcription factor 3
Exons: 1
Coding region: 1-546 (181 amino acids)
Biological process (GO): regulation of transcription by RNA polymerase II; developmental process
Molecular function (GO): DNA-binding transcription factor activity, RNA polymerase II-specific; protein dimerization activity; RNA polymerase II transcription regulatory region sequence-specific DNA binding
Source: RefSeq, a predicted model, not a curated record